Panicum virgatum (switchgrass) is the source of this 978-nucleotide messenger RNA. RefSeq names its product vesicle-associated membrane protein 721-like. Gene Ontology annotation, biological process: vesicle-mediated transport. NCBI's taxonomy places the organism in Eukaryota, Viridiplantae, Streptophyta, Magnoliopsida, Poales, Poaceae. The record is from RefSeq and is a predicted model, not a curated record. The transcript is spliced from 4 exons. Bases 124 to 792 code for a protein of 222 amino acids. Gene Ontology annotation, cellular component: membrane.
CCUUGGCCACAAAGCUUAAGACAUUUCCGAGCACAAGAGUCUCUUCGUCUUCCUUGGUCCAUCGGAAUCGGAGAAGAAGAUAGCUACAGCUACGUAGGAAGAAGGACGAAGGAAUAAGAAUCCAUGGCGCAGCCGCCGGAGGGAGCGCUGAUCUACGCGAUGGUGGCGCGGGGCACGGUGGUGCUGGCGGAGCACACGUCCUACACGGGCAACUUCCGGGACAUCGCCGCGCAGUGCUUGCACCGGAUGCCGGCGGGGAACAACCGCUUCAUCUACACCUGCGACGCCCACACCUUCAACUUCCUCGUCGCCGAUGGAUACGCAUACUGCGUCGCCGCGACCGAGUCAGCUGGGUGGCAGAUUCCUAUGGCCUUCCUGGAGAUGAUCAAGGAGGAUUUCAACAAGAGAUACGCAGGGGGCAAAGCAGCCACAGCCACAGCAAACAGCCUCAGCCGAGAGUUCGGGCCGAGGCUUGGAGCUCAGAUGCAGUACUGUAGGGAUCACCCAGAGGAGGUGAGCAGGCUGUCGAGAGUGAAAGCUCAGGUGGACCAAGUGAAAGGCAUCAUGAUGGAAAACAUCGACAAGGUCAUCGAUCGCGGGGAACAGAUCGAUGGGCUCGUCACGAGGACGGAGCAGCUGCACAACCAGGCUGCUGAUUUCAGGCAGCAAGGCACGCGGGUGCGCCGCAGGAUGUGGUACCAGAACAUGAAGACGAAGCUCAUCGUCCUCGGCAUCGUCAUCGCGCUCAUCCUCAUCAUAAUCCUCUCAGUAUACCAUGGCAUACGCAAGUGAUCCAUUCAGUUGUUCAGAUGCAGUACUAGGUAGCUGGUUAAUUAGAAUAAUGUUCAUUUUGGAUCCACUGUACAGGUUGGUCCUAGCUUGAGCCUUGAGGUUCAUUCCACUGCACUGUCUUAACCACGCCCAUCAGGUUUCUUGAUGUCAGCGACCGCGGCCAAGGCCUUGGGCUUUAUUUUCGCU